AUGGACCGGUUUGAAGAUGUAUCAGAUGGUGAAGUGGAUCAUGCUUUCUUUGACAGUGAUUUUGAGGAAGAGAAAAAGAAAGCUGAAGAAAAUGGUGAAUGUAUAGAGAAAGGAAGUACAAAUGCAGCUCUUGCAGACCCUGGUUUGGUUUCUAAUUCAAAGGAUGUAAAGUGUUGUGAGGGGGAAAGUGAAGAAAAGCAGGAAGAUCUGCAGAAGGAUCAGUCCCUAGAAAAUAGCACAGAUCAUCUUGGAGAUGCUUCAUCUUUGUCAGUUUCUCCAGUUGUGGAGAAUGCAGGUACAUCUGGAGCAACAUCUGCAGCAAGUAGGGGAGCACAGGAGAAUAUACCUGCUGGAAUCCCCAAAAUAGUUAAAGAAGGUGAAGAAGAUUAUUAUACAGAUGAAGAAGAUAGCAGUGACGAUGGCAAAAAACAGAAGGUUAGACCAAAGUCAGCUAAGCAGUCAAACAACACAAAAAAGGCUAGCAAAAAAUAUACUAAUAUUAGCUCCUCCUCCUCUUCUUCAUCCUCCUCAUCCUCCUCGUCCUCAUCCUCAAGCUCAGAUACAGAUUGUUCUGAUACAGAUUCUGAUAGCUGUUUAUCAGAUUCAUCUCAUUCUUCUUCAAAGAGGAAUGCUUGUAGGAAUGCUCUUCUGUCUCCAAAACAAAAAUUCAAGUCAGCAAUGAAAUUAGCAGAAGGAAAACCAAAGCUCGGUGACUACUUGGAGGAGUCUGAAGACACUGUGACUGAUGUAACGCCUCUGUCAACUCCAGACAUCAGUCCUAUCCAGUCUUUUGAACUUGCAGCCUCAAAUGAUAAGAAACUAAAAAUAAAAAGACAGGAAAAUGUGAACCAAGAAUUAUAUGGUAAUUGCGAAGAAUUUAAGUACAACACAAAAUUUGUAAAACCAGUGGGGUUGGGAACCAAUCUUAUGUCUGUAUUUUUUUCAUUAGAUUCCGAGUUUGAUCGCAGAUAUAGUCGAAAAGUCUUGCAUGAUGCCAUGGACCUGAAUCAGCUUUUGAAAGCUUUCCUACAGUUGGAGAAAAAAGAACAAAAACUAACCAUCGAUCAACCAUCUAAAGGAACAAGAAAAAAUUAUUCUUUCACAAAUGAAGAAGUAAGACAGAUUGAUCGAGAAAACCAAAGGUUGCUAAAAGAACUGUCCAGACAGUCUGCAAAGCCAAGAAGAAGUACCACGCUGAAGAAAUCAGCUGUACCACCUCCUAAAUUGUACCACAGUGCCCUCAACAGGCAAAGGGAGCAGCAAAGAAUUGAAAGAGAAAACCUGGCUUUCCUGAAAAGACUGGAAGCAGUGAAACCAACAGCUGGUAUGAGGCGUUCUGAACAAUUGAUGGACUAUCAGCGCCAGAUGAGUUAUCUAAAUUCUUCUCCAUCUGUAAGAAGAGGAAAAUCUGCUUUGAGCCAGCUUAGUCCUUCCAGCACUUCAAGAGCAUCCGCUGUACCAAGUACAAUGAGCCAGAGGAAUGAAAAACCUGUGUCCGAUCCAGCCAGCGGGGCGUUACAGAGACCUAAACCCACUAAUGUUCGUGCUGCUUGGCUAUAA
This is a messenger RNA of Charadrius vociferus (killdeer), 1560 nucleotides long. RefSeq names its product cilia and flagella associated protein 97 (gene CFAP97). The record is from RefSeq and is a predicted model, not a curated record. NCBI's taxonomy places the organism in Eukaryota, Metazoa, Chordata, Aves, Charadriiformes, Charadriidae. Gene Ontology annotation, biological process: spermatogenesis.